Durusdinium trenchii is the source of this 2367-nucleotide messenger RNA. The record is from the annotation of a GenBank genome assembly. NCBI's taxonomy places the organism in Eukaryota, Dinophyceae, Suessiales, Symbiodiniaceae.
UUUCAGAUGUCACAGUUAUUGCAUUUCUUGCACCCAGUGACUGCCAUGGCUCUAGCUGUCGUGUGUAUCGUGGUGAUUGAAUUAUGCUGGAGUGUGGGCUUGAACACGUUGGUAAGCACCAUGAAGUCCUGGCUUCAGGAUCAAGGCUUCACCAACGCCGAUAGCAGUUCAGUGCAUCAGAUCUUCACGCUCCUCUCCUUUGCCUUUUGCUUCCUGGGUGGUCUCCUGGCUGAAACCUAUGUCGGCCGUUACACCACCAUCCUCGUCUUCUCGGCCAUCUACGCGGCCGGCUGCGCGCUGACGGCCUUCGCCGCCACGCCCGCCAUGGAGAGCAUCCCGCUCUUCAUGGUCGGCAUCCUGGUGCUGACGGCGCCCGGCACAGGUGGGGUGAAACCUAACAUCGGCACCUUCGGGGCGGACCAGUUUGAUGACCUAGCAGAGUCGGGCAGGCGGAAGGAGGCCUUCUUCAUGUAUUUGUACGUCACCAUGAGCGUGGGUGCGGUGAUUGCAUUUGGAUUUUUAGCAAACGUGGCCACUGCAGGCUUGCCAGGCAUUCCCAAAGAAGAUGGUUUCUUUUGCGCCUACAUGAUCAUGGCCAUCCUUAUGGCCAUUGCUUUGCUUGUGUUCAUCGUGGGCACGCCGUUUUACCGCAAGGAAAGCUUUGACAAGAACACAGAGCCAGUGCUGAUGCUGACAGUGCAGCGCUUACUAGGCGGCCGGCAGAAGGUCUUGGGCAAAGUGGCAUUGUUGGGCUGGGUGCUGCUACCUACACUCAUCAUCCUGUCCGUGUUGCAAGUCUUCUACCCAUCACACUCACUGACGAUUGUGAGCCUGUUGGCUGAUUUGCUAUGCAUUGGUUGCCUGUGUGUGGCGCACCGCGACAACUGCUGGUUGGGCGAGCCUGACCGUGUGACGAGAUGCUUGGAUGUCGUGCCCAAGAUCAUUGUGGGUAACGUCACUUUCAAUGUGCUCUACAACACCAUGUUCAGCCUCUUCUACUCCCAAGCCUGUCAGAUGGAUACGCGGCUGGGAGGUGGCAUGCAGCUCAGCGGAGCCUUCUUCAAUCUGGGCGAUGCCUUGGCGGUGAUCCUUUUCACGCCUUUGCUGGAGCGAUGUAUGGUCCCUGCUGCAGAGAAGCUCCUCAGGAGGGAGGUGAGCAGCAACAUGAAGGUCUUGACAGGUAUAGCCAUUGCCAUCGGCUCACAGUUCACGGCUGCCAGCCUGGAGUAUGCGCGCCGCAAUGCAGAGGUUUUACCCAUCCCUUCGAAUUGUGCUCCGUUGGCUGCCGACGGGCAGCAUGUAAGGAUGAGCGCAAUGAGCGGGUUUUGGAUGGUUUUGCCGUAUGCCAUGGUGGGCAUAGGUGAAGUCCUGGUAAACCCAGUGCUUUGGCAUGUGGCCUACACUGCAGAGCCCUCCAUGAAAUCCCUGAUGCAAGCGUUCUGCCAGUUUGCCAUGGGUGGCCUUCCCAACGCCAUUUCAGCCGCCUUGACCCAGGCAACGAAGAGUUGGACGCCGAAUGACCUGAAUCAGGGCAAUUUGCCCAUGGUCUAUUUCGUGAACGUCCUGUUUUGCCUGGCAGGUGGCGCUGUCUACGUGUCUUUGACCCGAAGCGCUGGUUUUUCCACAGACGGCGAGAAGGAGUGGAGGGUCGCAGAAGAGUCCAGCGAAGCUGGAGAAUCCGACAGCUCAGAAAGCAUUGCCUCUUCCUGAGGCACAGAAAGGAAAAAGAACUUCGUUGAGACAAUUAUUCCUUUUUUGGAGAAUUAAGACCAUGUUUUUCUGUCUUAGAUAUGGGAUUCAAUUAGAGGUUCCAGGCUUCUCCUAUGAGUCUGCCGUAAAAAGACACGGCCAUUUCUGAGUCACCACUCAUGGGGGCUCGUGGCUCGAGGGGUGUUUUUCCCUAAAUUUUCCAACCCCUAGGGCUCCAAAUACUUCCUCAGAUGGUGUUUGGAGUGGGUUUGAGGGGUCCAAAUACCUUCUGAGGAAGUACUUGGAGCCCUAAGGAACCAGUUCUUUGAACAGCCUGUUUUAGCGACUCGCUGGUGGUGAACCGGCUGGGGAGACAUCGUGGGAGACUCAUCGAUGGUUUCAGACCCCCAGCCGGAUUCCAGCAAUCCAAAGUGUUUGCAUCAGCGGAUCUUCAGAGACACGACAGGCAUUGCUUCGUUGCUUGGUGUACAUACCUGGACCCAGGCUCAAAUUUUUGCCUGUUCAAGAGAAUCGGCCUGAACCAGGUUGUCUCCUAGGCAAAAAUGAAGAGCACUUACAGUGGUUUCAGAGUGGACGGCGCAACUACCCCUAAGACCCUAAGAUGACUCCGAUGGGGGUCCAUAAUCACCAAACUCGGGGUCAUUUGUGCAAUCAUCU